CUGACUAUUGUUUGUAUCUUUCGACGGAUAGUAUUUUACAUAUACAUUUGUCGGCUUUUAUAUAUAGCAGUGCUAUAGACAAACAAUACACAGAUUAAUCUUUAGAUACUAAGUUCAAUAAUAUUACGGACAUAUUGUAGACAAUGAGAAUCAUUAGCGGCGUUGUCGGUUGCCUUUUCUUGGUGUUUUCACACCAUGUGUCUGCUUUUCGCCACAAUCAGAGAGUAGGAAGUCUCGCUCCAGCUGAAGUGGUAGGUGAUUUAACCUCCACAUUGGAAACAGCUGAUACUUUGAUGACUCUCCGUGACCACAUGCACAACAUUACUAAGGAUAUGAAACAUGUUUUGAGCAAUGGCCGUGAGCAGAUUGUAAAUGAUGUUUGCUCUAAUGCUCCUGAGGACUCCAACUGUCGUGAGGUAGUUAACAAUUAUGCUGACCGUUGUGAAAUGUACGGAUGCUUUACGAUUGACAAUGUCAAAUAUCCGUUGUAUCAAGAGUACCAACCUCUAUCUCUUCCAAACCCUUACCAGUUGGAUGCUGCGUUCAGAUUGUUCAAAGAGAGUGCAUCCAAUCCUGCUAAGAACAGCGUAAAACGCGAAUGGUUGCGUUUCAGAAAUGGAGCGAACCAUGGUGAUUACCACUACUUCGUCACUGGUCUGUUGAACAACAAUGUUGUGCACGAGGAAGGAACUACCGAUGUUGAAUAUCUUGUCAACAAGGUACUCUAUAUGGCUACCAUGAACUACAAGACUUAUUUGACAGUAAACAGUAUGAACGCCAAGUUUUUCAACAGAUUCAGCUUCACUACAAAGAUAUUCAGCCGUCGUAUUAGGCAAACAUUGAGUGAUAUCAUCAGGUGGAAUGUUCCUGAAGAUUUUGAAGAAAGGAGCAUCGAACGUAUCACUCAACUUACUAGCAGCUACGAAGAUUACAUGUUGACCCAGAUUCCAACUCUUUCCAAGUUUGCACGUCGUUAUGCUGACAUGGUGAAGAAGGUUCUGCUCGGUAGCUUGACCUCGUACGUUGAAGCUCCUUGGUACAAAAGAUGGAUAAAGAAAUUCAGAGACUUUUUCUCUAAAAACGUUACCCAACCUACAAAGAAGUUCAUCGAGGAUACUAACGAAGUUACCAAAAACUAUCUGAAAGCCAAUGUUGCUGAGCCCACUAAAAAGUUUAUGCAGGACACUCACGAAAAAACCAAAGGCUAUCUGAAAGAGAAUGUAGCCGAACCUACUAAGACUUUUUUCAAGGAGGCUCCUCAAGUCACCAAACACUUCUUCGAUGAGAACAUUGGCCAACCCACCAAGGAGUUUUUCAGGGAAGCUCCCCAAGCCACUAAACAUUUCCUAGACGAAAACAUCGGUCAACCAACCAAGGAGUUCUUCAGGGAGGCUCCCCAAGUCACUAAGCACUUCUUAGACGAGAAUAUUGCUCAACCUACUAAAGAAUUUUUCAGGGAUGUCCCUCAAGUCACCAAGAAGGUUAUAACUGAGAACAUUGCUCAACCAACUAAGGAAUUCCUUAAGGAGGUUCCUCAUACUACCAUGAAAGUCUUGAAUGAAAACAUUGCUCAACCUGCCAAGGAAAUCAUACAUGAGUUUGGUACUGGCGCCAAGAAUUUCAUUUCCGCAGCCCAUGAAGGUACUAAGCAGUUCUUAAACGAAACUGUUGGCCAACCUACAAAGGAAUUCCUGAACGGAGCUCUAGAAACUACUAAAGACGCAUUACACCAUCUGGGUAAAUCAUCAGACGAAGCCAACAUUUAUGAUGCCUCGGAAAAUACCACUCAGUCUAACGACUCAACUACUUCCAACGGUGAAGACACCGCCGGAUACCUCUGAUGAGAUGCGUUUAUAAUGGCACAAACUCAACAAAUGAUGUAUCGUCAUCUGAUCCAUCGGUUUUCAAUAUUGUAUUGGAUGCAAUAUCUGAAUGCAUACGAUGCGACAGUUUCCAUCAUCGGGUGCCGAAUCGUAACUCUCAAAACACCAUUUUAAGUUAUG
This is a messenger RNA of Babesia bovis T2Bo, 2003 nucleotides long. Its product is annotated as Rhoptry-associated protein 1 (RAP-1) family protein. NCBI's taxonomy places the organism in Eukaryota, Apicomplexa, Aconoidasida, Piroplasmida, Babesiidae. The record is from RefSeq and is a predicted model, not a curated record. The coding region runs from base 144 to 1841 and encodes 565 amino acids. The transcript has a single exon.